CUAAAACCUACAAUUAGAUCAACUAGGAUAUUGGCACAUGCGCAAAAUUGUUUUACCAAUUAAGGUCACGUGUCUUACCUGAGCGUCACCUGCGGCACUGAAUUGAAGUCAACGUGAUUAUGCAGGUCCCGAUGAAGACCAAGUUUUUCAUUUUUGGAGUUUGCCUAAUGGCAGUCCUCUGGAGGGACACGUUUGAUCCAGAGUCUGUUCGUUGUGCCAGGGUGCUGGUGACUGGGGCCAGCACGGGCAUCGGAGAGCAGGUGGCAUACCACUACGCCAAGAUGGGCGCCCAGAUCGUCAUCACGGCCAGGAGGGAGUACGCCUUACAGAAGGUGGCAGCGAACUGCACAAGCCUGGGGGCCCAGAAGGCGCUGUAUGUGACAGGGGACAUGUCCCAGGCCUCAGACCCAGAGAGAGUGGUGAAGAUGGCUGUCGAACUACUGGGAGGUCUUGACAUCCUGGUUCUAAAUCACAUCGGAUCCACCCCAUUCGCCAUGUGGAACGGAGAUGGGGAUCACGUCAGGGAACUGAUGCAGUUGAAUUUCCUCAGCUACGUGAACAUGGCUUCAGCAGCUUUGCCAGUACUGGAGCAGAGUGCAGGGUCUAUGAUCGUAGUGUCCUCUCUGUUGGGGAAGAUAACCACUCCGUUCGUGGGGCCCUACGCGGCCACCAAGUUUGCAGUGAACGGUUUCUUUGGUUCCAUGCAGCAUGAGCUAGCCAUGCAGCGCAGCAACGUGUCUCUGACCGUCACCACCCUGGGCCUGAUAGACACAGACUCAGCCAUGGACAAAAUCAGAGGGUACACCAACAUGACGGCCUACCCAGCCAGCGAUGCUGCCCUCCACCUCAUCAAGGCUGGGGCCACCCAUCAGAAGGAGUCAUUCUACCCUGGAUACAUCUACUUCGUCUGCCUGUGCAGAGACUGGUUCCCCUUCUUCAGAGACAUCAUCAUCCAGAACUCCUACACAUACUGAAGGAGCCACCAUACCCCUGGUUAAGGAAGCACCUAAGCCUACAGUAACAUGUGUGUCCUCAGGCCGAGAAUAGCAAA
Molecule: messenger RNA, 1051 nt
Organism: Coregonus clupeaformis (lake whitefish)
Lineage: Eukaryota; Metazoa; Chordata; Actinopteri; Salmoniformes; Salmonidae
Gene: hsd11b1lb
Product: hydroxysteroid (11-beta) dehydrogenase 1-like b
Exons: 7
Coding region: 120-974 (284 amino acids)
Cellular component (GO): intracellular membrane-bounded organelle
Molecular function (GO): oxidoreductase activity
Source: RefSeq, a predicted model, not a curated record